Mytilus trossulus (common blue mussel) is the source of this 1556-nucleotide messenger RNA. RefSeq lists its product as uncharacterized. NCBI's taxonomy places the organism in Eukaryota, Metazoa, Mollusca, Bivalvia, Mytilida, Mytilidae. The transcript has a single exon. The record is from RefSeq and is a predicted model, not a curated record. The coding region runs from base 537 to 1475 and encodes 312 amino acids.
UGGAUGAACAAAGCAAAGUAGUGCUCCGAAAAGUGUACCGAACUUUUAUAGAGAAUCUAGAUCCAAAUUACGUCAUGGACUUUCUUUAUGAAAUUGAUGUUUUUGACGCAAAUACUUCUAUGCAGUUGCGAAGCAUCAAAUUUAGAGGGGACAGAGCUCGGACGUUCAUGUUCCUAGUGACUGACAUGGAUAAUAUGACAAUGGAAAUUUUAUACGAGGCGCUAAGGAAUACUGGGUACGGGUUUUUAGCAGAAGUACUUCGCCAGUCAUCAUAUAACUCAGUUUCCGUCCAACGUAAAGCAGAAUAUUUUAGCAAGUUUCGAAAAGAGUUAGUUGUGUAUAGACAUUAUAUGAAGCGUCUAAGUCACGCAGGAGAUCACGUGACUUUUGAAGAAGAUUUUUUCAAAGCAGAACAAAACUGGAAAAUUGUUGAAAACUCAGGUUUGAGUAAUAAACGAUUUAAAGCUGCAGACAUAUAUUUUUUCGCCCUAGGUGCAUGAUGUGAGUAUAAAAGAGUGAUAUAUGAUAAAAAUCUUAUGUAUACCGACGUUUUCGAUAAGAUGGAAAAUCUGAAACCUUAUUUGUCAGAAGAAAACCUACCAGAAAUGAUGAGACUUGUUCGAUAUGGCUUGGCCGUUUUAAUGACAAAUAAAGAUGAACUAAGUACCGCCUUAGACUAUGUGAAUGAUGCAAAAAGCAAAUUUGACUUAAUACAUGCUUGUAGGGAAACGGGUACGGUUUUAUACAUUGAGUAUAAUAUGCUGUGUCAGAAAUACGCCGAAACUUUGGAUCCAGGUCUUAAGGAACAACUCAAUAACAUUGCUAACAAAGCGAUUGAACAUUUUGCUGUUGAAAUUGAAUUUGAUGAAACUGUGUAUUUGGAUUUCAAAAGAAUGGUGCUGUUAAAACUGUCACAUCUUCUCUUGGGUAUAGGUAUGUUUGGCGUAUAUCUAGAUGUUUCUGUUACAACAGAAGACAAACGUAAAGCCAAAGGUUUUUUAAGAUCAAUAAAAGAGACUAAAGAAAGUUGGAAGAGAAUGGAAACUCGUUGGAAGUGGUCAUACUUUACAGCGAAAGCCAGACAUUUCGGUUUAGAUUAUGAUUUCUCAAACGCUAUAAAAUACACAGAAAAAGCACUUCGUUAUGCUACAAAGGGAGAGUAUUCAAAAGAAAUACUAGGAUCUCAAAAUGCUCUCAAUAUAUACAACAAUUUGUGUAAACGAAUAAAGGGAAUUCACGAUCAUGAAUAUAAAACGACAACCCCAUGUAAUGAUACCAAAGAAGACAGUCGAAUGCAAAGACAAUAUGACCAAAUAGAAUUUGAGAUAGAUCAUUCUUUAAGUAAUUUAGAGAAGUUAGAAAAUGAAAUUAAGAGGUCUAAAGAAAGAUUUUUAAAACUAAGAGAAAAGGUAAAACAAUCCAGAAAUAAAAGAUACAAGAAUGGAAGUCAAUACAGCCGUGAAAGUAAGUUAUAAAAAAUCAGAUUAUUUCUGGAAACUUCGCAUGAUACUGGUGUAAUUUUGUUGAAAUAGCGGACAAGACAGCAUAUUUCUAAA